This is a messenger RNA of Olea europaea var. sylvestris, 916 nucleotides long. RefSeq names its product protein sip5-like. The transcript has 8 exons. NCBI's taxonomy places the organism in Eukaryota, Viridiplantae, Streptophyta, Magnoliopsida, Lamiales, Oleaceae. The record is from RefSeq and is a predicted model, not a curated record. Gene Ontology annotation, cellular component: cytoplasm. The coding region runs from base 272 to 901 and encodes 209 amino acids.
CGCAUCAUAAUUGGAGGGUAAUUUGCCCCACUUCAUAAAAAAGGCCAAUCCACGCUCUAUUGGCGCUCCCACCCGGUGGUAGAUUCUUUCCGGCCCUGCCACUCCACUCUUUGCUUCUUUGCAACGGAUUUCAUCAAGUAAUUCUCGCCCUGGAACAGUGAAAGGCAUUCUGCUUUGAAGAAGGGGAAUUAGUUAUUAUUGGGAAAGAUUCGAUUUUUACCUUGAGAAAAGAAAAAAAUAUAUAUUUGAAAAUUAGUGGUGUUCUUUGGAUAUGGGGAAUAAAUUGGGGAUGAAGAGGCAACUGGUGGAUGAUAAGUACACGAAGCCUCAAGGAUUAUACCAACUUAAAGAUGUGGACCAAAAGAAACUUAGGAAGCUUAUUCUUGACUCGAAGCUAGCACCUUGUUACCCUGGUGAUGAAGAACGUGGUUGUGACCUUGAGGAAUGUCCCAUUUGUUUCUUGUACUAUCCAAGUCUUAAUCGGUCAAGAUGCUGCGGGAAAGGCAUUUGUACUGAGUGUUUUUUGCAGAUGAGGACCCCUAAUUCUACCCGGCCUACACAGUGUCCUUUCUGUAAAACGUUAAAUUAUGCCGUGGAGUAUCGAGGUGUUAGGACAAAAGAGGAGAAAAGCCUCGAGCAAAUUGAAGAACAACGGGUUAUAGAAGCCAAAAUAAGAAUUAGAAAGCAAGAACUUCAGAAUGAAGAGGAGAGGAUGCUCAGUAGAAGAAGAUCAAGUGAAAUUGACAAUUGUUCAACAACAGAACCAUCCGUUGCUUCAGCUGUGCAAGGUGAGGAAGCUGUUACAUGUGAGGAGUCUCAUGUUUCUUCGGCAGUAACGCCGCCUUCAUGUCCAAGGCAAAAUAGGUAUACAAUUAUAUGCGUUAUCAUCUUAAUAUUUUGAUGUCUUUUAUGUUUC